AUUUGUCUUGGCCUCGUGGGCUAGAGCGCCGUGGAGAGCGAAGGGUCCUUUCUGAUCUUGUGCACGGACUCCUGACUUGCUUCGGCGGCCCCAAAGCUGCAGCCUCAUGACCCCGCUGGAUUGCAAGAACUGGCUUUCUCCCGUGCUUUCCUUUGCUCUCACCAUCUAGCUCUCCUCGCCCUCUCUUCUUCUCUCCUCCUCUCCCUUUCUUUUAUUAUCCCCCUUCUCCCCACCCCAGAUGUCCGCCAGGUCUGCAAAGUUGGUAACCUCGCUCGGGUAGCAGAAGUGGAAGUGGCUGGGGUGCAGCGCAAGCAUUGGCUCGGCCUCCCCGGCUUCUCGCUUUGAGCGGCUGUAGCCGGCGGAGACCGCAACUGCUUGCACCUCAGAAGCCACGGCCCGGCUUCUGUCGCCUGCUCUCCUGUGCGCUCCCCCUGAGUUCUCUCGGGCUCUGCUUCCCCCGCCCCCUCGACUUGGUUCGGUUUAUACUGGGAGGAAGAAGGCCGAAUUCUGGGAAACCUUUCGGGAUGCAAGGGCCUUUCCCCUCCUAGCAGAAGCCUGAGCGGCUGGCGGCCUGGGAUCCCCGCGUGCAGCAGCCCCAGUCAAGGCCUCUGCAGGGGCGAGAGCUGGUGGGGCGGGCAGGCCUGGGGCGUCCUGGAGCGCUGCAGCCCGCAGGCCAGGGGCAAGGCCGCGACCUCCUGGGCUCCACUGAAUCCGGCCGGAAAAGGUCGAAUUUCCUGAGACGCGUAUGAGGCCCACACUUGGGGGCUAGCGCCUUAGGCCGGCCAUUUCCAGUUGACUUAGAACGCGUCUCUACCGCCGCGGACGAAGGACGCCCCGGCCUCUGAAGGUUCCUAUAACUGGGCCAGGAGCCCAGCCCGGCCUCGCAGGGAACGGAUUUCCUCACGGCGGGCCUCGUUAAAAUGCGCAAAACCGCGGGAGUGAGGGCUGCCCCAGCGCCGGGGUUGGAGGGGAGGAGGGAAGAGGGGUGGGGACGGAGAGGCAGGAGUGUGGCGACACCGGUUCUUGUCGUGGCCUCCAGGAGCGUGCAGGUGCCCAGGCUAAAGGGGGAACUCAAGCAGACUGUGUCAGAGGUGUCUGUGGGCCGCCCCUCCUCCCAGGGUCUCCCCUUCAGGUCUUCACCUCGGGGCGAGCCAACGACCUCGCAGACCCAUGUCCCUUUUCCUUCCCUGGAAGGGCUUGGAGCGUGGAGCCCGGCAGGAGGGCCGGCCGUGGGGCGCCCAGACCUGGCGCAGGCCUCAGAGUAGGGGUGGAGGAGUCUUUCAGGCUGCCAGUUGCUUCCAUAGCCCCCAUUCAUACCAGCCCGCCAACGGCCUCGGGCAGGCAAGCCCGGUGAGCACACCAGAGGCCAAGGUCCUACCUAGAUGGACAGACUGGCAGGCGAGAGUGUAGGGGGGUGGACAGGACAGGGCAUUGCAUUUGACGGGGGGAUUGUGUGAGAUGUGAAAAAGAAGUGGCAAUGGUCAGCUUCCAGUUCACUCUGGAUUUCUGAGGGCCCUGGUAGCUGGAGGACCAGGUCCGCCACUUUUGCGAGACAGCUCCAGGGCUGAAUGGGAAGAGCUGGAGGCCCUGAGAGGACCCCCUAGUGUUUAGAGAACACGGAGGGCUACUGGCAGAUUCCAACAUAAGGAAGGGAGCACCCAAGGCGGACCUGGGCGCACACCAUAAACACCCCACUUGUUAAUAGUACGGGGCCCAAAGGACCCUUCAGACAGACCCCGAAAGACGGUUCACGUCCGGGCAGGGACUAGGCAAGCCCACAGGCCAGGCCCCCGAUCUCCAUCCACAUUGGGGCAGCCCCCGCAGUUCCUGGCCUUUGGGCUGAUUAUCGGGUGUGCGUCUCGAGGGCCAUCAAUACAGAUUACUUAUUUAUAUCAAUCGCGGGCUCGGAGGGCGCCCUCCGAGAGCUGCCCCACGCCUACGAAAUCAAACUGGGAGUGGUCGCGCAGGAACUCUGGCUCAGGAUUGGCUGCAGGCGCCCGCCGCGAUGCGGGGGGAUUGCUAAUCGUAUUCAGCAUGUUUUGCACAAGAAAUGUCAGCCAGAAAGGGCUAUCUGCUCCCUUCGCCAAAUUAUCCCACAACAAUGUCAUGCUCGGAGAGCCCCGCCGCGAACUCUUUUUUGGUCGACUCGCUCAUCAGCUCCGGCAGAGUCGAGGCUGGCGGCGGCGGCGGCGGCGCAGGGGGCGGCGGCGGCUACUUCGCCCACAGCGGGGUCUACCUGCCGCCGGCCGCCGACCUGCCCUACGGGCUGCAGAGCUGCGGGCUCUUCCCGGCUCUGGGAGGCAAGCGUAAUGAGGCGGCGUCGCCAGGCGGCAGCGGCGGCGGCGGCGGCGGCGGCGGGGCCCUGGGUCCCGGGGCGCACAACUACGCGCCCGCGCCCAUAGACCUAUGGCUCGAUGCGCCCCGGUCCUGCCGGAUGGAGCCGCCCGAGGGGCCGCCGCCACCGCAGCAACCCCAGCAACAGCCGCCGCCGCCCCCGCCGCAGCCACCCCAACCCCCGCCGCAGGCCACUUCGUGCUCUUUCGCGCAGAACAUCAAAGAGGAGAGCUCCUACUGCCUCUACGACUCGGCGGACAAAUGCCCCAAAGGCUCGGCCGCCGCCGCCGACCUGACCCCCUUCCCGAGGGGCCCGCCGCCCGACGGUUGCGCCCUGGGCACCUCCGGCGGGGUGCCCGUGCCCGGCUACUUCCGCCUCUCCCAGGCCUAUGGCACAGCCAAGGGCUACGGCGGCGGCGGCGGCGGCGGGGCGCAGCAUCUCGGCGCCGGCCCGUUCCCCUCUCAGCCCCCUGGGCGCGGCUUCGACCCGCCACCGGUGCUCGCCUCCGGCUCGGCGGAUGCAGCCCGGAAGGAGCGAGCCCUCGAUUCGCCGCCGCCCCCCACGCUGACUUGCGGUGGCGGCGGCGGGGGCUCGCAGGGCGACGAGGAGGCGCACGCGUCGUCCUCGGCCGCCGAGGAGCUCUCCCCGGCCCCUUCCGAGAGCAGCAAAGCCUCGCCCGAGAAGGACUCCCGGGGCAAUACCAAAGGCGAAAACGCAGCCAACUGGCUCACGGCAAAGAGCGGCCGGAAGAAGCGCUGCCCCUACACGAAGCACCAGACGCUGGAGCUGGAGAAGGAGUUUCUGUUCAACAUGUACCUUACUCGAGAGCGGCGCCUAGAGAUCAGCCGCAGCGUCCACCUCACGGACAGACAAGUCAAAAUCUGGUUUCAGAACCGCAGGAUGAAACUGAAGAAAAUGAACCGAGAAAACCGGAUCCGGGAGCUCACGGCCAACUUUAAUUUUUCCUGAUGAAGCUCCAGGCAACGCCGUGUUUGUGUUUGUGUUUCUGUUCUUGUUUUGUUUUCCGCUUCCAGAGAGCCGUCCUCCGCCCUCUGCCUCCGGCCUCUGCCCAGGACCCCGCACCUGUGCGGCAGCCCCACUGCUCCCUCCCACCUCGCCGGCCACGUCUGUGCAGGGCUGGUUUGUUCUGGCUUUUUGUUUCUCAGUCUGUUUGCUAGGUGCUGGUUUACUUGUCGUUUUCUGGGGGAAAAAGCCAUAUCGCCCUAAAAUUCUAUGUAGAUGAAUAUUGUCCUGAGUGUCAAGGGGUGAACUGGGAUAGUUUGCUGUCUCAGUGUCCCACUGCUCGAGAUGGCCCCUGUCCUCCUGGGGGAGCUGGUUUCCUGUGGGGGGUUUGGGGGGGGGGGCCGGGAAACCUAGCCGGAAGGCCCAGGACGCCUUGUAGGCGCUGAGGUGUCUGGCCUGAGGUCGGUGGUGCAAGGAGCCGCCACAGGGCUGGCCAGCCUGGAGUGCUGGGCUGUGUUUAAUCAGGGGAUGCAGGCCCUAGGUUUCCUUCUUUUUCUUUCUUUCUUUCUUUUCUUUCUUUCUUUCUUGGCAGAGAGAAGGGCUUAUGGGCAUACAGGUUGGCAAAAGGGCUUGAUUUUGGCUGAUUGGAACAUUGAGAGGGUCAGAAAGGUAAAAUGUUUCCUUUCUUUGUAAGACAUCCCAGCUUUAAAAGAAAAAAAAAAAAAGAAUGACCAUGACAGGCAAACCCCUCUUCCAGUUUGUGUAAGGUCUUGCAUUGUGGGCAUCAAUUAUUUCCCUUCUCUCUGAAUUUCCAUAUCCUCUGGAAAAUAGUAGACAAAUAAUCUGAUGUAGUUUAGUUUAUAAAUGUGGAUUUAGUGGAUUUUUGUCCUAAAAUAAUUGUUGCCACUGGUAACACAACAAGCACACCACAAUUCUCCCUGUCUUGAGGAGGGUCCCCCCCCUCCACUUUUUUCUUCUUUUUUUCUUCCCAAAAAUUCGUGGAAGCCGAGGAGGGCUGGGGCAAGCGGAAUAGAUUAGAGAAGGGAGACAUUUGUCUGGUUUCCUUUAUACUGUGAAGUUACAUGCAUAAAAGGGUCAGACCUGUAGGUGCAGAAAAAGAAAAAAAAACUAUAAAUGCAAAUCUGUAUAAAUGUCUAUUAUUAUGAAAAAAUUGCCAAUCUUGUUUUAUGCAAAUGCAUUCUAUCGUUAUUAUAAAUGUUAGUUCUAGCUCUAUUCUAAUCUUAAAUCAGAAUAAAUUAAUAUUGUAAUGCUGCUGUGCGUGGAAAAAAAGACGAUGUUUAUGUUCUUAUAGAAGAAUAAAAGCUGUGGAAUGAA
Molecule: messenger RNA, 4633 nt
Organism: Phyllostomus hastatus (greater spear-nosed bat)
Lineage: Eukaryota; Metazoa; Chordata; Mammalia; Chiroptera; Phyllostomidae
Gene: HOXA10
Product: homeobox A10
Exons: 2
Coding region: 2051-3304 (417 amino acids)
Biological process (GO): regulation of transcription by RNA polymerase II
Cellular component (GO): nucleus
Molecular function (GO): DNA-binding transcription factor activity, RNA polymerase II-specific; RNA polymerase II cis-regulatory region sequence-specific DNA binding
Source: RefSeq, a predicted model, not a curated record